This is a messenger RNA of Argiope bruennichi, 1557 nucleotides long. RefSeq lists its product as uncharacterized. Gene Ontology annotation, molecular function: nucleic acid binding. Bases 1 to 1557 code for a protein of 518 amino acids. NCBI's taxonomy places the organism in Eukaryota, Metazoa, Arthropoda, Arachnida, Araneae, Araneidae. The record is from RefSeq and is a predicted model, not a curated record. The transcript has 3 exons.
AUGAAUGCUUUGUAUUGGAUCAAAAGAAAUGAGAAUUGGGCCACGUUCGUUUACAACAGGGUACUGGAAAUCCGUAAACUCACUAAUCUUGAAGACUGGAGGCAUAUAAGUGGAACAUUAAACCCAGCUGACCUUCCAUCACGUGGUUCCAAUGCAGAGGAACUUGUGAAAUCUCUUUGGUGGAAGGGUCCAAAUUGGCUGAGAAUGCCUAUAGAAGAUUGGCCUGUUUCGGAAACUAUGCCAGAUUUCGACGUUGUAAACUCCGAAAAAAGAAAAUCUAUUGUGUCUGUCACUAACACCACGACAGAGCAAUUAGAGUACUUUUCUAAGACAUUCCUGGAUUCAGAUGGUUUAUUAAGAGUAAAGACCAAAAUUUCUCAAAGAAGUGAUCUACCGACAUUUAGAUUUCCAAUUUUGCUGCCUUCAGAGCAUGAUGUUAUUGGAAAACUUAUUUUUGAAAAGCAUGUUGAACUUAGUCAUGCUGGGAUACAGAUUUUGAUGUCGAGUUUAAGAGAUAAUUAUUGGAUCUUAAAAAGCAGGAAGACAAUACGUCAAGUAAUAAGGGCUUGUGUAAUAUGUCAACGUUUUUCAUCUCGGCCAUUAGAAGUAGCAAGUGCUCCACUACCCGAAGAUCGCGUCAGAGAUGCUUAUGUUUUUGAAGUAGUAGGAGUUGACUUGUGCGGACCACUAUAUUUGAAAAACAAAACCAAAUGUUGGGCUGUACUUUUUACAUGCGCAGUUUAUCGCGCAGUCCACAUCGAGCUGGUGAAAAUACAAGAAUAUGCCUCAGUAAAGAAAGUCCUAUGGAAAUUCAACCCCCCAUCAGCCCCAUGGUGGGGCGGAUUUUGGGAAAGGCUUAUAGGUAUGUUGAAAUCUAUCUUAAGAAAAAUUCUUGGAAAGGCCUCCUUACAAUUUGAAGAAUUGUACACUGUACUAUGUGAUGCUGAGGGCAUUAUAAAUUCAAGACCUUUGACAUACUUAAGUGAAGACAAUGAGGACCUUAUAGCAUUAACACCUGCUAUGUUUUUACAAGAUGUAAAAGAAAUAGGAGUUCCAGAUAUAGAUCAAAUAGAUGCUAAGAGAAUGAAUAAAAGAUUCUUCUACAGGCAAAAAGUGUGUCAAGAUCUCACAAAACGUUUCAGAAUCGAAUAUCUUGGACAUCUUAGAGAAUUUUCAAAGAUUCGUAAUGAAUCUAAAAUUAAAGAAGGAGACAUUGUUCUCAUCGGUGAUAGUAACGUCAAGCGAAUAAAUUGGCCUUUGGGAAGAGUCAUCAAAUUAUAUCUUGGAAAAGACAAGAAAGUUCGUCUCGUGGAAGUCCAGACCAAAUCUGGGUCUUUCCUACGUCCAAUCCAGAGACUUUUUCCUCUUGAGGUCAGCCAAAGUGAAAAAUCUGCUAUCCCAUGUCUCCCAAAGAGUGAUUCUCCAUCCACAAUGAUGAUUCCUGAUGGUACACCUACCUCUAGUGACUCUCAUGCUGUUUCAGAUGUGAGACAACCAAGAAGAUCCCGUUAUGGCCGGCUUUUAUGCUCUCCUAGACUCAUUGGUUUGAGUUUCUAA